AUGGAAAUUUCUCUGCGCAUCCGGCUGAUACGCCUCCUUCGCUCAGCGCAUCAGUUCUUCCUCCCGGUUACUGCGAAAAUGGACACCCUGACAUACAUUCUUCUGGCGAUUACUCUCAUUUUAUUCGUCGGACCUGCCAUUUUUAGGGACCGCUCGCCUAUUCCCGAAACCUCAAAGAGAGUGGUAAAAGUAACCGAGGCCGCCGAACUAGAUGCUAUCCUUUCCUCUACCACUCGUGUAGUAGUUGACUUUUAUGCGGACUGGUGUCCUCCAUGUCGAGCAAUCGCGCCUAUUUUUUCCAAACUAGCAGAGGAACACUCCUUGCCUGGUCAACUCGCUUUCGUCAAGGUCAAUGUCGACCAUGUCAAAAACGUAGCUCAGCGAUAUAAUGUCUCGGCGAUGCCAACCUUUGUUUUCUUUCGGGAUGGUGAACCUCAAGGAGUCUCUGUGGAAGGUCUUACAGCCCGCAGCUCGGUCAGGUCCACUGACAGUGGCUUGGUGGACAGAAUUCUUGGUGCAGACCGAGUGGCUCUUGAGGCUGUGAUCCAAGCAUUGUCACUUCAGCGUCGGAAUUAG
Molecule: messenger RNA, 576 nt
Organism: Beauveria bassiana ARSEF 2860
Lineage: Eukaryota; Fungi; Ascomycota; Sordariomycetes; Hypocreales; Cordycipitaceae
Product: thioredoxin-like protein
Exons: 2
Coding region: 1-576 (191 amino acids)
Source: RefSeq, a predicted model, not a curated record